AUGUCUGAUUAUUCAAGUCUUCCGCCAAAACCAGAAUUCUGCGAUAUAUCAAUGUCUGAUGUUCCAGAAAGCUCGAUUUCACCCUCUUCUCCCAACUCAAAUUCAUCAGGAAUAAUGUAUGAGCUGAUGCAAACAAGGAAAGGAAUGGAAGAAUUAAAGAACUUGGUUUAUACGGGAAUUGCUCAGAACAGUCCGAAAGAAGGAAGAAUGACAGAAAAUGCAAAAGAAUUCGAGAUUAAAAGACCAAAUCACGAGAACACGAAAUUAAAGGAGGAGUUAAAUAAACAGAAUUAUGAGCGAGAAAAAUAUCAAAAAGAAGCUCAAAAAGCAUGGCGAGCAGUUGAAGAGCUUCAAACAAAUCUAAAAGCCGCCCUAGCCGAGAACGAUCGAAAUAAACAUAAAAUAAAAGUUCUGACUUUUGAAUACGAAAAUCGCCUUGACCGUCUCAAAGAGGAAUUCGAGUCAGAACGAGCAAAUUGGCAGGUUGAAAUUGCAACAUUGAAGCAAGAAAACACUUUCCUGCAAGAUGCUGCUUUCCCGGAAACGCCCGAUCAGGAAUUCAAUCAACUGGAAAACGAGCGAGAAAUACACGAAAGAGAAACUAAGCACAUGCUACUAGAAAUUGAGGAGCUCAAGAAGACUUCUCGAAUAGAAAGCCAGAAUCAAAAGAGGGAAAAGCUGCGGAACCAAAAAUUGGAACAAGAAAUUGAGAAGCUGAGGAGAGAGAAGCAAGCAGUCGAGGAAAGAAGCGAAACGAGAGAGGAGCGCUUAAUGGAAUUGGAGAAAGAAAUUGGAGUCGAACGAGUUGCAAAAUGUGCUGAAACUCCUGGCUCUUGGGGGAUAGUCAACAUAAAGUUAGCGUCUGAUGAAGAUAAAAAAGCUCGCUACGAAGAGUCUGACUGGGAACUUGAAUUCAGCGCAGCCUGCAAAGAAAAUGGAAAUGGAACACAUCGUCUUUGGUUAAAAUGCAGAAAUAAUUCCCGUUUCCACGCGGUAGUGCAGCAAAUCGAUGGGAAAGAUGGAGUCAUCAAAGACACGAAGGUGAUGCCAAGCGUGCAGGAUGGAUUACGACAAUUGUUUGAAAUAAAGCAUGUUGGUGGAAAUUAUAUAAGGUUUAAUAUUUCCACACUUCAACGUCGUUUUUGA
Molecule: messenger RNA, 1146 nt
Organism: Oikopleura dioica
Lineage: Eukaryota; Metazoa; Chordata; Appendicularia; Copelata; Oikopleuridae
Source: the annotation of a GenBank genome assembly